CGGGACAUUAAAUUGUUUUCUGUUUAUGUAUAAAGUUAGACAUUUAAUAAUCAAAUAGAGUGUUCAGGAAUAUAUAAAAUAAUCGAAAUUUAACUAAACAUUUAUCAUGAAACUCAUUCUCAAACGCACAAUGUAGACCAAUAGGAGGGAGAAUAACAUUUAAACUAAGAUACUUUUAUAUUCAAGUUGAUUGGAAAAUACGUUUCAGGAAGGAAAUACCAAAGAGAAAAUGGCUGCCAAGGAACGUUAUAACAACAAGAUAGGAAAAAUGACAAAGAGGAAACGUAACAUCAAGAAAAUGGCAGCGAAGGUUCUAAACGAUCCUAUCCACGGUAAUAUAGAGUUACAUCCCUUGCUGGUGAAGAUCGUUGAUACACCGCAAUUUCAACGUCUUAGGUUCAUUAAGCAACUUGGUGGCGUUUAUUUCGUGUACCCCGGGGCAUCACAUAACAGGUUCGAGCACUCCAUCGGCGUUUGCCACUUAGCCGGACGCUUUGUUCGAGCUCUUCAAGACGAAAACUCAAAAGUUCUCGGUGUAAAGAUAACAAAUAAAGAUGAACUUUGUGUUGAAAUUGCUGCAUUGUGUCAUGACCUUGGACAUGGUCCGUUUUCUCAUCUCUUUGAUAUGAAAAUUAUUCCCAAAUUGUGGGAGAAAAAGAGAGAUAAAAAAGAAUGGACGCAUGAACAAGGGUCCGCUGAUAUGCUCGAUUACAUGUUAGAAGAUAAAAAAUUAAAAAGCAUGUUCAAAAAAGAAAAAAUCUAUGCUAAGGAUAUAACAUUCAUCAAAGAAAUGAUUGUUGGAACACCAAAAGAAGAACGCAAAGGAAGAAGAGAAAAUAAAUGGUUUCUCUACGAGAUAGUUUCAAAUAAACGAAAUGGAAUUGAUGUCGAUAAAUGGGAUUACUUCGCACGUGACUCUCAUAUGUUGGGUAUUGGGAACAAUUUUAACCACAAUCGUUUAAUAUCAUUCUCGAGGGUUAUAAAGGCUAAAGGAGCAGAAGGGAAGAAAGAACAACAGAUUUGCUAUAGAGACAAAGAAGCUACAAAUCUGUAUGAUAUGUUUCAUAUCAGAAAUUUACUCCACCAACGAGCGUACCAACACAAGACAAGCAACAGCAUUGAAAUCAUGUUAUCCGAGGCUUUGGUACUGGCUGACAAGUACAUAACGUUCAAGGGCAAAGACGGAAAGAAUGUUCGCAUGUCCGAUAUAGUUAAUGAUAUGAAAGCUUACACACUUCUUAACGAUGGCGUCAUUCAUAUAAUCUUAGGCAGUAAUAAGAAAGGACUAGAGAAAUCAAAAGAAAUACUUAAUAGGAUUUUUAGACGAGAUUUGUACAGAUUUGUCGGCGAGAAAAGGUUUCCCGGAGGGACUUUUGGAGAAAAGGAUGUGAAAAGGAAAAGAGCUGUUGGAAAGAACAUUAAAAAGGAAGACGAUGUCAAGCGCGACAUUAAGGAAACAUUGGCUGGCAAUAAGAAGUUUCAAACAUUCAUGUCUAGAAUAGAUGAUAUACAUGAUGAUCCCGUUGUUAUAGAUAUUGUCGAAUUAAACUUUGGUAGCAAAGAUAGGGACCCAAUAACCAACGUUAAAUUUUAUUCGAAAAAUGAUCCAAACAAUGCAGACUCAAAGGACAAGAAAGACGUUUCUCUUCUGCUACCAGAAGUUUUCAAUGAGCAGUCCGUCCGUGUGUACUGCAAGGAAGAUAGGUAUUUCAAAGCUGUUACAGAAAUGUUUGAAGAAUGGGCUAAAAGUACGCCAAAGAGCCCAAAGAAACAGAAAACCGUUUAAAGCUGUUCAAAGCGUCAUCAUGAUUGAUUGUUCUAUGCUCAAAGAAUGCCACCAGGAAUGCACGUAACCGACAAAAAAAAAACAAAACAAAAAAAACAUUUUAGAUAUUUUUUUAUUUGUCUAAUACCCCAAAUGAGUAUUCUUGAAUAGAUUUAUUAUAGAUAAGAGUUUGUUUGGUAGACUUGCCUUACGUACCCAUUUAGAAUGUUUUUGAAGUGUGUAAUUUCACAACAUUUUGUAAGUUUUCAAAACUAAUGCUGAUUUAUAUAUAGUUAUACACUUUUGUUUAGAAUUAAGAAGUCCGGGGUCUGCUAUUUUAAAUUUAUUGUGUUUUCAUGAAGCUCAGCUUGCACAAAGGAGUUGGUAAUUUUGGUGCUUCGGUACCAACAUAUGCAUGACAAUAGUCUUCUUCUUGAAUGGAAUAAUCGUGUAAAAAAAUAUCUCGUGCAAACCUUGUCAUGAUUUUUUACUUUGAUGUUCAAACGUUUAGAUAUUCAAAAUACAGAAAACCUUUUCUAGCUUAUAGUUUGUGAAAAGCUUGAUGACGAGUUAAGGUUUUUUUCAAAAAAUAUUCUUGGAAACAGUAUGAAUAUAUAGUGUCAUUAAAAGAAUUGGCAGUUUCUUUUUAAGAAAAGACCAACUUUAUUCGACCUGUAAUAGGGAAUGCAGCUUCCCGUGCACAGUUUGUACAUUGUUUAGAUUAUAUUCAAUUUAGACAUAUUUAGAAAGAAUUUCAUAGAUUUCAAUUAUUUUCUGCGAUAAAAAAUAUAUGUAAAUCCAAGAUGAGCAUAGUAUAUCUUAUAUCAUAUUACGUAAUCAAUUACGUUAUUUUAAUAUCUGUCAAAUCAUUGUUAUUUAUUAGUCAAUUUUGCAAUAAAUUGAUUAUUUAUCAGACAAGAAUGUAACAUAUUUAAUAACAUAUUAUUCUAUCAUUAAGAUAUGUGCCUAUGUAUGUAUAUCCAUAAGAAGAUUACUAUUUGAUUUGAGAUAUGAUUUAAUCUUUAAAUUUUCUAUGAAUUUGCUAGGAAAUGUGACAAAAUAUUAAUAUAUGAAUAUUUAAUAUAAAAGUAUUAAUUAUUUAUUUUCAAAUGA
Molecule: messenger RNA, 2878 nt
Organism: Ruditapes philippinarum (Manila clam)
Lineage: Eukaryota; Metazoa; Mollusca; Bivalvia; Venerida; Veneridae
Product: deoxynucleoside triphosphate triphosphohydrolase SAMHD1-like
Exons: 16
Coding region: 230-1786 (518 amino acids)
Biological process (GO): dGTP catabolic process
Cellular component (GO): nucleus
Molecular function (GO): dGTPase activity
Source: RefSeq, a predicted model, not a curated record